AUGGAGCUCCAAAUAGUGUUGCUAAGCGACUUCUGCGACGCCACGUUGUCAGACAAGGGUGAGCUCCUUGAUGCCGCUAGGCGCGGACGUGUGGCAAAGGCCGAGGAAAUUCUGCAGCGACCCCAAGACCCGGAUUUUUUGGCCGAGGAGGCGCUGUUGGAUGAUGAUGAGCCCAUGGGGUUCAGUCAAUAUUUGACCCCCCUUGUUGCAGCUUCGUACCAUGGGCAUUCGGAAGUCGCACGAUUGCUGCUGGAGGCCCGCGCUCGCCUGUACGAUGACAGGAGUCUUCGACGUGGAUACAGCGCUCUUCAAGCAGCAGCUAUGAAUGACCAGGCGGAGACAUUGAGCUUGUUGCUGGAGGAGGCAUGCGACUCGCCGUUGUAUAUCAAUCUGCUCGACGAUUCUCUUUCUUCAGCAACUCACAACGGGAGCGCGGCCAUCGUUGAAAUGCUUCUGGAAGCCCGUGCCAGCGCAGACCCACCCGACCCCUUCUCCAGCUCGCAUCUUUGCAGGGCAGCCUGGGCAGGGCACACAGAGGUGGCGCGCUUGCUGUUGCAGGCUGGGGCCAAGGUUCAUCGAAGCUCCUAUGCGCCGGCUUACGAUCUUCGCCUAACUCCGCUGUCUGCGGCGAGCUGGCGGGGCCAUGUGGACCUCGUGCGCUUACUUAUCGGGGCUGGCGCCGAUGUGCGUGUGUCAGGAACGCUCUCUGUGUACUGUUGCGCAGGUGUCGACGUAUCCAACCGAGCAAAGCGUUCUCUUGUCUUGCGGGUGGCCAGAUGCAAACGCAGCAGGCUGUCCAUCUCUCGAUGGGCCCGCAUC
Messenger RNA from Symbiodinium natans, 819 nucleotides. The record is from the annotation of a GenBank genome assembly. NCBI's taxonomy places the organism in Eukaryota, Dinophyceae, Suessiales, Symbiodiniaceae.